Molecule: messenger RNA, 495 nt
Organism: Lachnellula hyalina
Lineage: Eukaryota; Fungi; Ascomycota; Leotiomycetes; Helotiales; Lachnaceae
Exons: 1
Coding region: 1-495 (164 amino acids)
Molecular function (GO): oxidoreductase activity
Source: RefSeq, a predicted model, not a curated record
AUGAGCUCCUCCACCACUACCCCAGCACCUUCCCAAGCCCUCCUAAAACGCAACCCCUCACUCACGCCCAAGCAAUUCUCAACGCACUGGUACGAAAAGCACGCUCAGCUCAUCGUGCCCUUUUUCCUGCAUUGCGGCGUGGAAUACUAUGCUCAGAUCCACGCCGCCCUUCACAUUUCCCCCUCCCCCUCUUCUUCUUCACCCCCGCUUUCAACAGAAGAGCUUUCAGCAUGGGACGGCGCAGCAGAAGCGCAUCUGAGCGAAGGCCUAGUGGCAGUUUUAGGGGGGAGCGGGGAGGGGCAGGAAUGGGUGAUGGAUUAUUAUCGCGAGGUGGUGUUGGUUGAUGAGUUGAGGUUUUUGGUGUCGAAUGCGGGAGCGCAUAUGAGGGUUCUUGGGGCGGGGAGUGUGGGUGGGGAGACGAGGGUUGUGAUUGAGGGUGGGAAGAGUGUGAUUGAGGUUGGGGGAGGGGGCGUGGGGGGUUUGGAGGGAGUAUGA